Maylandia zebra (zebra mbuna) is the source of this 1586-nucleotide messenger RNA. RefSeq lists its product as uncharacterized. The record is from RefSeq and is a predicted model, not a curated record. Lineage: Eukaryota; Metazoa; Chordata; Actinopteri; Cichliformes; Cichlidae.
CUUUGCGGCACACACAUGCAGAGUGAGCAGCUUCAGAGUGUUUGUGUUACUGUUGCUUUGAGUAAGGCAGCAUGCUUUGGAAAUCUGGAAGGGCUUGUGGAGCUGGUUUGGGGAUAUUGCUGAUUUUCUUAGUUCAAGCAGAGCAUGUGUGCUGUUCAUGGGCUACACGAACAUAUAGCCCCCAGAUGCACAACGUUAACGGAUAUGUUGGCUUUUCACAGCAAGAUGGUAGACUAAGAAGACUAGAUGGCAGCUAUUCCCAGGAUCAAAUCAGACAUGCCUUCAUUUCUCCACGAGUAGCUCACAGCAGUAGCCUCAGCACAGGAACUACAGUUAACAGAGGCUAUAGUGAAAGGCUUUCUGCUAGCAGCUAUAAACAGACUGUUUCAGAACCAGCCCAAAGCUUGGUAAGGUUAGUGCAGAGCAGCUUGGUGACAAAACCUAACUGGUACACAAAUGUGAAGGGCGUUAAUGCUCUGGAGGUGCCAAACCGCUCCUCUUUUAGCCUUUCUGUUGCAAGUGGGAACUCGCUGAAUGGACUCGGUCAAAACCAGAACAGCCUUCCUGAUAGCAAAAAGGAAAUGACUUGGCCGUUUCAGCGUGGUGCACCCCAAACUAGUAAGGCUGGCUCCAGCAGUGCUGCAUCUCUUCAAACUCUUACACGAAGCUCCUUGUUUAAACCAGCCUCUCAGCAUUCUGUAGCACAGAAACCUGCCAGUGCAGCUGUACGGGGGCAAACAUCAGCAAGCGCUCCUGCAAAACGGGUCACUCAACAUAAAUCUGAACCUUUAAGUAUUGCUAGAGACUUCGCCGUCCAUGGCUUUAGGAAAUCAUACGGAAACACAUGGCUUCCUGCAAAUACUGGGAACAUCCAAGUAGGCUACAUGCCGUCUUCCACUUCGAACAUGAUGGUGAGCUACAAACCCAGCUACACCUUCGCAGAGCGGAGGCCCACCAGUAGCAACCCUCUUCAAGCACCAUGGGGAAUCAGGAAUCCAGCCCAGGAAGUUCAUAGUCUGCCUGCCUAUGGAAGUAACAGCAGGAUCUAUGAGGUCCCUGAACACUUUGGAGGCUAUGCUAUCAGACGGCUUGGUGACAAAGAGGUCGAGCAGGUGCCACAAACUACCACACCUCCCCCACAGCAGAUGGAAUAUCUCAACCCAAGAAAAUCUGAGCAUCCGCGUGCCAAAUGGAUGACAAUCAAGCUACGUCCAAGAUACUAGAAGGUGCAGCAAGAAGACAUAGCUGAACGUUUUCUUAAAUAAAUUAAAUUGAAAUCUUGUCUUCUGUCUUGACUUCAUCUCCCAGUUGUGAGGUACUAUUAAAAGCCAACGCUUGUGUCUAUGGAUGUAGACUUGGUGCCCUCUAGUGAGUAAAUGAUGUGAUGCUAAACUACUCUUUGGGGGGCGAAAUUGCUCCUGAUGCAAAGAUCCACUCAGAGAACACAAUCUUACUCGAGCUUAUUUCCAAACGACUGUUUGUUUUGGUUUUAAAUUGUAGAAGGAAGUGCUUACAGGACAUUUCUGACACAAUACAGUGGUGACAGAGUCCAGUUAUUGUAAACACUUGUGUCAUUGUAUGUAUUA